Molecule: messenger RNA, 4375 nt
Organism: Schistosoma haematobium
Lineage: Eukaryota; Metazoa; Platyhelminthes; Trematoda; Strigeidida; Schistosomatidae
Product: Tectonic-1, variant 3
Exons: 11
Coding region: 3372-4355 (327 amino acids)
Biological process (GO): cilium assembly
Cellular component (GO): ciliary transition zone
Source: RefSeq, a predicted model, not a curated record
AUGCCAAAGAACAAUGGUUUAAAUAUGAUUUUCAAGCUCUUGACGUUUUUAUCAGUAUCAACGCUUCUGAAUAGUGAAGAUUUUCCGUGCCAUUGCAACAUUAUAAAGAACUAUUGUGAAAGUGGGUGUUGUUGUGAUAGUGACUGUAGUUUCCGGCAGUUUGAACUGUUUACAACUUGUGAAGAAACCUCUAGAAGAGAUUCCUUACAACUUUGCAAGGACUUGAUUUCAGAUGGUUUUGAUCAUCCACUAUGUAUUUAUUCUAUAAACAAAAAUGUCAAUUACACAUUGGAAAACGCCGUUAGACUGAAAAACAUCCUAAGUUAUUCAGACGAUUUUGUUCUCUAUUCGAUAGGUGUUCCAACGCAUAUAAGCUAUGGAGUCAACGAGGUUGGGCCACUGAUCAUUCCUCAACUAAAGCAAACCUCAUGUGAAAUGGUUUCUGUGAGCUUUGGCCAAUCAUUUGUAAGUUACUGUGAAUGGAAUGUGGUAGAAAUUGAAACAACGAAUAAUUUUAGAACGAAUAAUGUUAAAUGUAACCGCUUGGGUGACGUUUUUCUGAUGGUUAAGAAUUCAAAAAUGCUAAAAAACAUGAAAUUAAAUGAAAUCAAUCGUGAAGAGAUUGUGCCUAUUGUUAUUUGUUACGAACAAAACACUAGCUUACCGAUUUUAUGUCCAACAACAACACCAAACAUUAUUAUCAAUAGCUCAAAUGAAACUAUUUGCUCAGUUGUACCAGUAUCGGAUUUUUAAAAACUAUAGGCUACUUUAUUUAAAAAAGAAUUGUUUACCGAAUUUGACCAAGCGAAAAUCCAGAAAUCAGUGAGAGUUUGGAGUUUAUAUGUCAUAUACUUGAAAGUUAACAUACUAUUAUUUUUUACACUCUAUUCACGGUAAAUAAAUCCAGAUUUAACGUGUCAAAAGUUCGAUACCUAGUCGAACUACUAUGUUACAAAAUAACUUCGGUUUUGAAACAAAUGACAGACUCUAUUUCGGCUUUAUUGUAUUGAUGUUAAUAGAUCACAUAGUUGAGGAAGAAAUUCUGUUUAUAGUGUGAAUUAAUGUGAAUUUGGAUGGUGUUUUUUGAUAAUCAUUGAAAAAGCUUAGUUGUACCGUUAGUUGAAAUGUAGCACAUGUUAAAUUGAUUGGAUUGAGUAGGUGUAAGGUAGACAAAAAUUUAAAUUAGACAAUGAAAGUAAAAAUAAAACUAAUAAUACAAGUUGAGAAUAUUGAAUGAAUUGGAACAAAUAAUAGCGAGUUACAUAUAAGAGAAAACAGAAUUAUACUAUAAUCUCGAAGAUACAAAACCUGGUAUAACCGAUUGGUUUUAUACUAAAGUACGAUUGAACUCCAUCAAAUAACAAGAUUUGGUAACGAAGAUGGUCGUCACUCCUCAGUUACUAAGUGACUCGCUGGGUUGUCAAAGUACCACGGCAAAAAGUUGCCAUGUAGGGGCAGAAGAUCUCUACCUUUAUAAAAUACUGCACUUGUUUUAUGUUUUUACCUAACCUAAAAUUACAACAGAAAAAGGAUCGAAUGGUUCCCACUGAUCGUCCCAACAGUUCACUUCGGAGAAUGCAUCAAAUUUUAAAGUAAAUCAAUUCUCACCUUAUCACCUAAUAGCCUAUAAUUUUCACCUUGUAAACUUAGUGUCAAAACACAUAUCAGUACGCCAGGACACAUACCAAUAAGUGGUUCUGUUAAAUAUGAGUAGAGCUAAGUACCUAUUUAUCCAACCAGAUACAGACAUAGGGUUCAUAAAGCUUUAAUAGCGGCUGCGAAAAAUUUCUGGUAAUUCUUUAAUCAGUUGACCUUAAAUGCUCUAAAAUCUAGUUUACAUCUUUCCCUACACGAAACAGUGAAAUUCAGUUGAAUUUUGAGGCAAUCAUCAGUGUUCUUUUUCGAACUGUCAUGAGUAAAAAGUGAAAGCAUUUACUACUUUUAUUUCUAGUAAGUAGUAUUAUAAAUAUAGUAACCUUUUUGUUGGUUCUCCUGAGUUAUUAAUUAACGUGGGGUCAUUCUAAUUUAUACAGGAUCAUUUUUGGAUAUCCCUCAGUGUUUUCCUAGCCAAGCACACUUCGCUAAAAUGUACUGAUAAGUUUUAAGCAAUAUAUUCUUGAUAAUGCAGUUAAUUAUGACUUAAAAUACUUAGCGUAUUAAGAAUGCUCGUCAUGCCAUUGCUAUAUAUAGACUACUUACUUUGUAUAACCAAAACACGUUAUUGGAAGUUUGAUAAAGUCCUUGAAGAAGAAACUUGCUGUUCAAAACGACUACAGAAAAGUUCGUUACAUGCCAUGUUUCCUUGAAGCUGCAUUUAGCUUCCUUCAGAUUUUGUCUUUAUAUCACUUUAUGUGAAAAAAUAUGCUGAGAUUCUCAGUCCAAAGUUCAAGUCACAUAACUGAACGGUGUAUACAACCCUCGUAUGUAUAUAAAAUGAAGUGUUUUAGUGUAUAUCAAGUAUUUUUUAGCUAGGUCUAUCAUUAGAAAAUCAUUUUCAUCACGUAAUAACAACAUUAGGGCAGUCAGUAAAGACACAAAUGACACUGAAGAUAUGCUUUGUGCUGGUCCGAGACUUUAUAGUGGUAACCACCAGCUAUCCAAUCAUCGACUCAAACUAAUAUUAUUUAGGUUUCACAGAAUGCAUCGCGCCGCCAAAUUAGUGAGUUUGGGUUAGGUACUUGAAAUUUUUCAAAUCCAGUCUACUCGCAAUACAACGUGCGACAAUCAUCCAGUGUUGUCGGAGAUGUUUACAUCAUUACUGAUACAACCUUACAGAUCACAGUUUCUUGCUGUAAACUCAAUGGAGUCAACUCGUAAUAACUAAAGCAUGUCACAAUAAUGACGCUAACCAAGUGAUUGUUGAAGCUGAAUGCUUACCUGCGGCAGUGAAUUAUGUUCAUGAUAUUUCACGAAAGAACUUAAAUUGUAAAAAGUUGACUAUUAGUGUAUUCUGAUGGUUCAGUGUUACGUGACUUUUAAUGACUACUCAGUUGACAUCAGUCCUUGGUGUAAAACAGUUUUAGACUAAUAUUAUGGUGUAUUGUACUUACGUUGACAGAUAUAAGUGGUAUGUAACACCAAUGAGAAGUGGAACGCCUGCAGAAGAUGAUUGAAUCGAAGAGGAGAGGAAAGGAAAGAGAGAGAAAUUUUAAUGACGACGAGGUUGAAAGAAUCAUAAGGCAUGUAAAGGACAAGUGAAGGAGGAUGUACAAAUAAUAUAUUUAAUGUGUGGUUUUCAUACUUUAUGACGGUACUCUGUGAUUUUGCACUAAAAAAUAAAAUGGUCUCACUCACCUGAGUUUUCGUUCACAUCAAUAUCAUUGAAACUAUAUCCAUUCAGUAUAAAGUAUGGAAUGCCGUAAACUAAUUAAAUGGUGUUUUAUUUACCUCCAAAGGUGUAUUUGAAAAUGACAUAUGAAGUAAUUGGUACAAUUAGCCAGUUUGAAGUUCAUGCUUUAAUUGGUAGCGUAACUGGAACAUUUACACAAAAAUAUGAAGUUGAAUUUGUCCAGACAAAUGCAUCCGACGCUUUACCAAUGAGUGGAAAUCCGGGCUAUUUGAUUGGUCGUCCAAUAAUAGGCGCUAAGAUAAAUGUAACUGAUUUAUCGUCGCUUGGAUAUUCAGGAAAUACUGGUUCUGUCACCACUAUAUUGCCUACAUCAAAUAUGAAGUUAUCUAUCAAAGGUGUAAAGCAGCAACUAAGUAAUGGAGUUUGGAAUAUUCUUGCUGGUGGUUCAUGUGGGACAAUUCUACAAGGAAGAGGUCAUUUGGUAGAACCUAUUAGAUUUGGUGAAGAUGUUUACAGUGGAUGUACAUUAAGUUUAUCAUUUCUUGAACAAUUUACAAGACCUGAAAUGGAUUGGACUACACGUUGUGUACAAUAUCAAAAUAUAAUAUGGGAGAAUUUACUUAAUCCCAGUGGGAUUACAAAUGAAGAAGAUCGUAAAGGUUUAGGCAUAAAUUUCAUGUCAAACAAACCAGAUUUAUUAGCAAUAUGGCCAAUAUCUAAAAUAAAUCGUAGUUCUGAAUGGGUUCCAAUACAAAAUUUAAUUAAUAAUAAUUUUCCAACUACACCUAGAGGUUUGAAUGGCUAUUGUUAUCAAUUACUAAUUGGACAAGAGAUUGAAAUACAAUAUGCACGUUUUGGUUCAAUGAUAUUUCCACAAAAUCAGAUUAUUGGUGCUAAGUGUAAUUAUAUUUAUGGUGAUGUAUUUUUCAUGAAACCUAAUUUCAACAUUGAAAUAACACAACGAGUUCGAUUCACUGACGUGACACCGCUGGCUGAGACUCGGGAAAAAUUACGCCCCUAUUUCCUUGUGCGAUUGCCAAGUGACUUUUUCUAUCCAUUUGCAUAAUAAAAGCAUUGUUUGGUUUG